This is a messenger RNA of Microplitis demolitor, 1581 nucleotides long. Its product is annotated as probable cyclin-dependent serine/threonine-protein kinase DDB_G0292550. NCBI's taxonomy places the organism in Eukaryota, Metazoa, Arthropoda, Insecta, Hymenoptera, Braconidae. The annotation marks the transcript as partial. The transcript has a single exon. The record is from RefSeq and is a predicted model, not a curated record.
AAUAAUAAUAAUAAUAAUAAUAAUAAUAAUAAUAAUAAUAAUAAUAAUAAUAAUAAUAAUAAUAAUAAUAAUAAUAAUAAUAAUAAUAAUAAUAAUAAUAAUAAUAAUAAUAAUAAUAAUAAUAAUAAUAAUAAUAAUAAUAAUAAUAAUAAUAAUAAUAAUAAUAAUAAUAAUAAUAAUAAUAAUAAUAAUAAUAAUAAUAAUAAUAAUAAUAAUAAUAAUAAUAAUAAUAAUAAUAAUAAUAAUAAUAAUAAUAAUAAUAAUAAUAAUAAUAAUAAUAAUAAUAAUAAUAAUAAUAAUAAUAAUAAUAAUAAUAAUAAUAAUAAUAAUAAUAAUAAUAAUAAUAAUAAUAAUAAUAAUAAUAAUAAUAAUAAUAAUAAUAAUAAUAAUAAUAAUAAUAAUAAUAAUAAUAAUAAUAAUAAUAAUAAUAAUAAUAAUAAUAAUAAUAAUAAUAAUAAUAAUAAUAAUAAUAAUAAUAAUAAUAAUAAUAAUAAUAAUAAUAAUAAUAAUAAUAAUAAUAAUAAUAAUAAUAAUAAUAAUAAUAAUAAUAAUAAUAAUAAUAAUAAUAAUAAUAAUAAUAAUAAUAAUAAUAAUAAUAAUAAUAAUAAUAAUAAUAAUAAUAAUAAUAAUAAUAAUAAUAAUAAUAAUAAUCAUAAUCAUAAUAAUAAUAAUAAUAAUAAUAAUAAUAAUAAUAAUAAUAAUAAUAAUAAUAAUAAUAAUAAUAAUAAUAAUAAUAAUAAUAAUAAUAAUAAUAAUAAUAAUAAUAAUAAUAAUAAUAAUAAUAAUAAUAAUAAUAAUAAUAAUAAUAAUAAUAAUAAUAAUAAUAAUAAUAAUAAUAAUAAUAAUAAUAAUAAUAAUAAUAAUAAUAAUAAUAAUAAUAAUAAUAAUAAUAAUAAUAAUAAUAAUAAUAAUAAUAAUAAUAAUAAUAAUAAUAAUAAUAAUAAUAAUAAUAAUAAUAAUAAUAAUAAUAAUAAUAAUAAUAAUAAUAAUAAUAAUAAUAAUAAUAAUAAUAAUAAUAAUAAUAAUAAUAAUAAUAAUAAUAAUAAUAAUAAUAAUAAUAAUAAUAAUAAUAAUAAUAAUAAUAAUAAUAAUAAUAAUAAUAAUAAUAAUAAUAAUAAUAAUAAUAAUAAUAAUAAUAAUAAUAAUAAUAAUAAUAAUAAUAAUAAUAAUAAUAAUAAUAAUAAUAAUAAUAAUAAUAAUAAUAAUAAUAAUAAUAAUAAUAAUAAUAAUAAUAAUAAUAAUAAUAAUAAUAAUAAUAAUAAUAAUAAUAAUAAUAAUAAUAAUAAUAAUAAUAAUAAUAAUAAUAAUAAUAAUAAUAAUAAUAAUAAUAAUAAUAAUAAUAAUAAUAAUAAUAAUAAUAAUAAUAAUAAUAAUAAUAAUAAUAAUAAUAAUAAUAAUAAUAAUAAUAAUAAUAAUAAUAAUAAUAAUAAUAAUAAUAAUAAUAAUAAUAAUAAUAAUAAUAAUAAUAAUAAUAAUAAUAAUAAUAAUAAUAAUAAUAAUAAUAAUAAUAAUAAUAAUAAUAAUAAUAAUAAUAAUAAUAAUAAUAAUAAUAAUAAUAAUAAUAAUAAUAAUAAUAAUAAU